AUGGAAAAUCUCAUGCAUUAUUCCACGCUGUGCGAUUGGGCCCUACUUUAUAGAUAUCCCAGUAUGUCCUCAUGUGAUAAAUUACGCUUCUGGCAUGUUGAGAAAGAUAUAGAAGAUUUGAUUUUAAAUAAACGGUUCGUUCCAUUUCCUCCUAGACCAAAAGCGUAUCAAUUAGAUUUAAAUAGCGAUCCACAUAUUCAUCAACAACCAAUUCCUGAGGAAUAUCCUUCCAAAGAUGGAUUCGAAAAUAAUAGACAGCUUAACGUAAUUGCGAGAGGAAUUCUUAUUCAUCCGGACUUAGUGAACUUAUGGAAACAAAUUGGUUAUUAUGAGAUUUGUAACGACGUUAAUGACUUGGUCAUGCAAGGAGCACUUCACAUUCUAUUCCCACCAACCCCUGCAUCCGAUUGGUCUUGCCCAUCCAUUGAAAUGCAUCGAUUAGACGAAAUAGGAGACAUCUUAUGGGACGCUUUCCUUGUAAUUCGAUCAGGUGAAAAUGUCUUUUCACUCGCCUUUAAAUUUUUCAGAGAAGCUUUUAAACCCGAAAGAAAUUUAAAGAAAGAUGACCUACUAAAUUUCCUUAAAUCCAAAUUUGAUUAUCAUGAACAAGUUAUAAAGCAAGUCGUUAAACAAUAUUUUAUAGAAGAAAAAAUGAGCGAUAUUACGUUAAGAAGAAAAUCUUUAAUACUGUCACCAAAAAUUUAUCAAUGUGUCCUUAAAACUUAUAGCAAGGAUUCCGAGCUCACAGUUAUUUGUUUUGAGGAAAUCCACGAAAUUUGGAAGAAAUAUCGACUUUUCCAUCAUCUCGGUUUUCGAUUCAUAUAUUAA
This is a messenger RNA of Rhizophagus irregularis DAOM 181602=DAOM 197198, 828 nucleotides long. NCBI's taxonomy places the organism in Eukaryota, Fungi, Glomeromycota, Glomeromycetes, Glomerales, Glomeraceae. The record is from RefSeq and is a predicted model, not a curated record.